GGUAUUCAGUAAAACAUAAAACACACACAACAAUACACAGGAAGAUGAAAACAGUAGUUGUGAACUGUGAAAGCAAGCCACAUGUGGUGUUCAUACCGUUUCCAGCACAAAGCCACAUCAAGUGUAUGCUUAAACUAGCAAGGCUACUGCAUCACAAGGGCCUCCACAUAACCUUCGUCAACACAGUAUUUAACCACAAGCGGUUACUCAACUCCGGUGGACCAGACUGCCUCGAUGGUGCACCAGGGUUCCAGUUCGAAACCAUUCCUGAUGGUCUUCCUUAUGACCCUGAUAACAGCAACGUGGAUGUCCCUCAAGACAUAGGUGAACUCUGUAAUUCUAUUCUAACCAACUGUUUGGCUCCCUUUCUUGACCUUGUGGUGAGGUUAGAUAGUCCGGUUACUUGUAUUAUAUCGGAUGGGCUCAUGCCUUUCACCAUUGAUGCUGCUGAGAAGCUUAGGAUCCCAAUCAUGCAUUUCUGGACCGUUGCUGCUUGUGCUUUCAUGGCGUUUCGUGAAGGUCCGAAUCUAGUUGAAAAAGGAGUUAUCCCACUUAAAGAUGAAAGUUGCUUCACAAAUGGGUAUCUUGACACCUUAAUAGAUUGGAUUCCGGGAAUGGAAGGAUUUUGUUUAAAGGAUUUUCCAAGUUACGUACGAACCAUAGACCCAAAUGAAUCGGGCUAUAACAUUGUUAUAAAGUCUGCUGAGACAACUCGGAAGGCUUCACAUAUAAUCCUCCACACGUUUGAAGAGUUGGAGUCCACUAUCAUUAAAGCCCUCAAAGAUUACUUUCCUAAUCUCUACACGGUUGGGCCAUUGCAAUUACUUCUGAAUAAGACGGAAAAUGACGAAGAAACAAAAAAUCUUGAUAUUAAAAGCUAUAGUCUGUGGAAGGAAGAACCUGAAUGUAUUAAAUGGCUAGAAAUGAGGGAACCAAAUUCAGUGAUUUAUGUAAAUUUUGGAAGCAUAACAGUCAUGUCGUUACAAGAAUUGCUAGAAUUUGGUUGGGGUCUUGCUAAUAGUAAUCAUUAUUUUAUUUGGAUCAUAAGACCCGAUUUGGUUAUAGGAGAGUCUGCUAUUUUGCCUGUAGAAUUCAAAGAGGUGAUUGAAAAGAGAGGCUUUAUCGCAAGCUGGUGUCCACAAGAAGAAGUUUUAAACCACCCUUCGGUUGGUGGGUUCUUGACACACUGUGGGUGGGGUUCAAUCAUUGAAAGCUUAUCGGCUGGUGUCCCUAUGAUAUGUUGGCCUUUUUACGGGGACCAACUUACUAAUUGUAGGCAAAUGUGCAAGGAAUGGGAUGUUGGCAUGGAGAUUGGGAGUAAUGUAAAGAGGGAUAACGUUGAGAAGCUCGUGAGAAAAUUGAUGGGAGGAAUUGAAGGGAAACGAAUCAGGAACAAGGCUAUGGAAUGGAAGAGAAUAACAGAAAUUGCAACGAGUCCGAAAGGUUCAUCUUUAUUGGAUAUUGAAAAACUUGUUGAUGACAUUAAUGCGUUUUCAAGAAAUUAGAUUUGCUUUCCUAUGUUGUAUUUUUUUUAAUCUAGAUCCUUGAUAGAGUCGUGCUUAAUUUAUGGUGUUUCUUCAAUAAUUUGUUUCUUCUCAUAACAUAAGCAAUAAUAAGAGCAUUGUUGUAAGAUGAACAACACAAAUUCUAUUUA
Messenger RNA from Lactuca sativa (garden lettuce), 1654 nucleotides. Its product is annotated as UDP-glycosyltransferase 85C1. Gene Ontology annotation, molecular function: quercetin 7-O-glucosyltransferase activity; quercetin 3-O-glucosyltransferase activity. NCBI's taxonomy places the organism in Eukaryota, Viridiplantae, Streptophyta, Magnoliopsida, Asterales, Asteraceae. The record is from RefSeq and is a predicted model, not a curated record.